AUGACGGAAAACAAUAUUGCCCCCUCUAGAACGCAGCCUGCGACUCUGCCUGCACCUGUCACUGAGUCACGGAGCCAAGCAACUGCUACCCCAGCCGCCGCGACCGCCGUAGUCAACAGCCCCUCUAUGAACGGUCCCGGCGAGCAGCUGCCUUGUCAGUGGGUUGGAUGUACUGAAAAGUCUCCUAAUGCUGAGGCUCUAUAUGAGCAUGUCUGCGAACGCCACAUUGGCCGUAAGAGCACCGACAACCUUAACCUCACUUGCCAAUGGGGUACCUGCAAUACCACUGCUGUAAAGCGGGACCACAUCACCUCGCACAUCCGAGUGCAUGUACCGCUCAAGCCUCACAGGUGUGAGUUCUGCGGCAAGGCGUUCAAACGCCCCCAGGAUCUGAAGAAGCAUGUCAAGACCCAUGCCGACGACUCCGAGAUUCGGUCCCCCGCACUGGGCAUGAAGUACCCUGAAAUGAUGUUUUCUCAAAAUCCUAGGGGGUAUGCUGCUGCCACCCAUUACUUCGAGAGCCCCAUCAAUGGCGUGAAUGGUCAAUAUGCACACACUGCUCCCCAAUACUAUCAACCACACCCUCCACCUCAGGCCGCCAACUCGCAUUCCCAUGGAAAUCUGUACUAUGACCUGAGCCAGGGCCAAGAUGGAAAUCAUGCUUACGACCGUAAGCGGGGCUACGAUGCGUUGAACGAGUUCUUUGGCGAUUUGAAGCGCCGCCAGUUCGACCAUAACUCCUACGCUGCGGUUGGUCAGCGUCUUCUCAGCUUGCAGGCUCUUCAUGGCCAUGUACCCGAAUACCAGCAAAUGGCUGUAUCUGUCGCGGUCGGUAGCGGCGGUUACAGCGCCAGUGGCUUCCAGGCUCCUGGUUACCACCUUCCCCCCUUGUCCAAUGUCCGGACCAAGAAUGAUCUGCUCAACAUCGAUCAAUUUCUGGAACAGAUGCAGAACACUAUUUACGAGAGCAACGAGAAUAUGGCUGCUGCUGGAGUUGCCCAGCCUGGCGCUCAUUACGUGCAUGGUGGUAUGAACUACCGAGCCACUCACUGUCCUCCCACUCAGCUCACUUCAAGGCACGUCACUGCAACCACCUCUGCCCCUAUAAUGGCUGCCCAGACUCGCUUCCCCUCCGUCGGCACUCCGGCUUUGACCCCGCCUUCCAGUGCUCAGUCAUACAUCUCACAACACUCUCCCAUCUCCAUACACCGUGCCCACCGGGUGUCUCCUCACUAUGAGAGUGGCGCGGGUAUGUACCCGCGUCUGCCAUCGGCCAGUGUCGCCGACAGCAUGACCACGGGAUAUCCGACCGCGUCAUGUGCCGCACCUUCGUCUACUCUGAGCGGUGCGUAUGACCAUGAUGACCGUCGCCGCUACACUGGCGGUACCCUGCAACGCGCCCGGCCAGCCGAGCGAGCUGCUACCGAGGACCGCAUGGACAUCUCGCAAGGCAGCAAAGAUGGCGAGCGUACCCCUACCAAGGAGCGUCCCGCCAUGCACAUAUCAGAGAGCCUUAUUGAGCCCGCCCUGUCCGGUGCCUCACCCAAUCCCGACCAGAAGGCUACCCAGCGUACCACUCAAGCUGCCACUGAAGUCGCCGAAUGGGAUGUUAAUGUUGCGUGGGUUGGGAAAGUCCGUUUGCUUGAAACCCUUCGCCGAUUGGUCUCUGAGCUCUUGCAGGCCGGUGGCCAGACUGGUGAAGCACAGAGCACCUCGGUAUCUCCCAUACCGGGACUCGAUGCUAUGGAGGGAGUCGACACUGCCGGUGCCGCUUCUGAGCAACCUAAGGACGAGCCUACUAAGGUUGAGAGUGCUGUCUUUUAUCCUACGUUACGAGGGUUGGAUGAGGAUGGGGACUCUAAAAUGCCUGGCGACGAUGCCUAA
Molecule: messenger RNA, 1884 nt
Organism: Penicillium samsonianum
Lineage: Eukaryota; Fungi; Ascomycota; Eurotiomycetes; Eurotiales; Aspergillaceae
Product: C2H2-type zinc finger protein
Exons: 2
Coding region: 1-1884 (627 amino acids)
Biological process (GO): positive regulation of transcription by RNA polymerase II
Cellular component (GO): nucleus
Source: RefSeq, a predicted model, not a curated record